CUAAGCACUGCGUUUGCGCUGGUAAGAAGGGCCAGCAAGAAUGCAAGGGAGCUUUCGUACAUCAGAACUCUCGCCGGAGCUGCUGGAAUCUCCGUGAAAGAGUAUCGGCGACUGUGGGAGAUGUUUACAAAGAUCGACUAUGAAAACACUGGAAACAUCACUAAGAAGGAACUCAUGGCCGCGAUGAAGCGAGACAAGGACAUAGCCGCAUUCAUGCAAUUGUCUAGAGCCAAAGGCAAAGACGGCCGUAGAGAAUCAUUCGAAAGCGUCUUCAACAGGAUCGACUCCACUGGAGUCGGGGCCAUCACUUGGGAACAAUUCCUCUACUUCUUCUCGAGUGGUCGAUCGCUCAUCGGCGACAACGUCUGCCCAUCAAACUGCGUCUCCGGUGCUGCUAAGCGCCCGUCCAGUCCAAUUGGAGGCUCCGUGCGAUCCAGCGUUAUCGUACACCACGUCCAUUGUAACACCCCACACGACUAAGAACAUGCCGUACCCAAGAACCCUAAUCUGGUUUAUCGUCCGUACAUUGUCCGUAUCCAGGGUUUUAGCAAGAACCCUAAUCUGGUUUGUUGCGAUGGAGCCAUGGGUCCGCCGAUUCCUCUACAGCGGUGACAACAAGCACGUCUUCAUCGGUGUAGUGACGAUCUUGGGAGUGGGCUACAUUCCCUGGUACUUCAUGACCAGAGGUGUGAAGCAUUCCAGUCAUCAGGAUUACAUGGAUAAGGCAGAGGAAGCUCGCAAGGCGCGGCUGAGCACCUAGAGUAGGAAGAAAAUGCGGAGAUUUAGAUGAAUGGUAUAUGGUGUUUGAGAACUUCCCCCAAAACUUUGUUUUAGGGUUCUUGAGGGGUAUGGCGCGAGUAGAGGAGAAGCGGCCCUGUCCGUGCUGUAGUUGCCCGUGCUGCAUCAAGUACUUCCUGGUGGUCAUGUCUA
Messenger RNA from Selaginella moellendorffii, 930 nucleotides. RefSeq lists its product as uncharacterized. The record is from RefSeq and is a predicted model, not a curated record. Gene Ontology annotation, molecular function: calcium ion binding. The coding region runs from base 485 to 760 and encodes 91 amino acids. The transcript has 5 exons. Lineage: Eukaryota; Viridiplantae; Streptophyta; Lycopodiopsida; Selaginellales; Selaginellaceae.